ACCCCACCACAGCAGCUUUUAAAGAUAAACCAAAUCCGCUGUCGUCCCUGCCCUGCAUCGCAACUUGCUCACAGGACACAGCCGAUAAGCAGCGGCCAAAACAGAAAGCGCGAUUUGUUUGAUCGCUUCCUCCUCCACUACCACUAGCUAGCCUGCCGCCGUCCGCCGUGCAGUGUGCGAGCUCCGCCCGCCGGUGCCGGAGGCAGAGGAGGAAGUUCCCUCUCUGAAAAAAUCGCAGAUUUCUGUUAGUAUCAUCACCAGUUCGCCAUCAUCUCCGCUCUGUGGGGGCAGAAGCUCCGCUUCGUUCCAAGAAAGGCCCCCGCGUCUUCCUCCGCAAAACCUCCCGGGUCAUCUCAUAUCCUUGGCGCUGGCCGAGAGGCUCCUCUCGUUGCCUGCCGGCGCACUGGCGCAGGUAGGUCGCGCCAUUGCCGUCACCCCAACUGCCCCCCACACCCGGGUUCUUUCGGUCUCGUGCUUUAAAAGAUGGUCUUACUCUUAUAGGGGGACCUUAAUUGCCACAAAUUCUCCAAGGUCGGAAAUGAUUUCCAAUGUUAACUGAAAAUAAGUUGCAAACUUCCUCAACGGUGAGGAGGCUGGCAACUGGCUGGACAUCAAGUGAUCGAGCCACUGGAAAUGUUUCUCUGUCAAUAAGUUUCUCUCUUUUUUAUAUAAAAAAGUGUCCAGAACCACUGGUCUGUGGCUUGCAAUUCUUUAGUCACGGUUUGACUGCCUACAUGUGCCUAAAACAACACACCAAUUUCGCCAUCCAUCCAUUCAUGUGACUGCUCGCAGAACUAACGAGCUAAGAUUCCUCCCCUCACCGGCGCUUGUUCCCAUGGUCUCCCAACACCGAGCCGCCAAUUAUUCCCACUGUCCCCUCACCACGAGAUGCUGCCCUUGUGCUCUGCAUGCAGAUGCAGGUGCUGCCGAGGAAGAGGAGGCGCUCCGGGUCCUGGCUUCUAGACGUUGUGAACCAGAUCUUGGUGCGGUUGCCCGAGUAGUUUACUCGUCUAGAGGAGGGGUUUGGUUCUCGACCCGAUUCGGUGGGGGCUUCGCCACUGGGAUAGGGGGACAGUUUGGCCUGCUGGAUCUUUAUCGCCAGUUGUUGGUUCUGUCCUUUCCAUUGGGCUGGUACUUUCUUGACGGAUUGGUUAAGCGCUGUCUGUGGGGUUGUUGUGCUGCUCCUCCCUUCAUCUCGUUUUGUGGUGAUUGGUGGGGGGAGGAGGAAGAGCUAGGAGGAUUCUCUCUCUUGUUCUUGGGUCAGUUCUUGGCACGGCAGGAUGAAGUAUAUGAAGCUUGGAUCAAAGCCGGAUGUCCUUCAGACGGAGGGGAGCAAUAUCAGGUUUGUCGCGACAGAUUUGGCAACAGACGUUGUUAUAUUGAUUGGGGAUGUCAAGUUUUACCUUCACAAGUUCCCUCUUCUAUCAAAGAGUUCACGCCUGCAAAGAUUAGUUGCUUCAAUCAAUGAGGAGAAAAAUGACGAAGUGGAUAUCUCUGACAUCCCUGGUGGGCCUUCAGCAUUUGAAAUAUGUGCUAAGUUCUGCUAUGGCAUGAUUGUGACACUCAAUGCGUAUAAUGUCCUCGCCGCCCGGUGCGCAGCCGAGUACCUAGAGAUGUUCGAGACCAUUGACAAAGGAAACCUCAUAUACAAGAUCGAUGUGUUUCUGACAUCAAGUGUGUUCCGCACCUGGAAGGACUCGAUCAUAGUUCUACAGAGCACAAGGUCACUGGUACCUUGGUGUGAGGAUUUGAAAGUGAUCAGCCACUGCAUCGACUCUAUCGCGUCGAAGGCGUCGAUUGAUCCAUCAGAGGUUGAGUGGUCAUACACUUACAACAGAAAGAAACUCCCGUCUGAGAACGGUAUCGAUUCGCAUUGGAAUGGUGUCAGGAUGCAACCUAUGGUCCCUACUGACUGGUGGGUAGAGGACCUCUGUGAGCUUGAAGUGGACUCGUACAAGCGGGUGAUCAUGAGCAUCAAGGCAAAGGGAAGCACGCCAGCUGUUGUCGUCGGAGAAGCAUUGAGGGCCUACGCGUACCGACGGCUGCUUGGCUCCCUGGAAGACGCUGUGAGCAAUGGAGUUGAUUGCGCAAAGCCUCGUGCAGUUCUUGACGCUAUUGUAUCUCUCUUGCCCGCUGAGGAAGGCUCGGUGUCAUGUGGUUUUCUUCUUAAGCUGCUGGGAGCUGCAUGUUUGCUGGAAUCUGGUGAGUCGUCCCAUCGCAGUAACUUGAUCAAGAGAAUAGGCGCACAGUUGGACGGUGCUUCAGUUUCAGACCUUCUCAUUAUACCACCAAAUACUGAUGAAAACGAUACAUACAGCAUAGAUCUGGUCAUGGCAAUAGUGGAGGAAUUCAUGUCGUUACAGAAUAGCGACAGUGGCAAGGAGAAAUUUCAAGAUGAUGAAGAGAUCGUGGAGACUGAGAACGUGGCAUCGGUUUCCAGCACGUCAAAGCUGGCAGUUGCAAAGCUGAUCGAUGGAUAUCUUGCUGAGGUUGCCAAGGAUCCCAACCUUCCUCUUCCGAAGCUGACCGCGCUUGCUGAAAUGGUGUCUUCCCUACCCCGGCCAACGCAUGACGGCCUCUACCGUGCCAUUGACAUGUAUCUGAAGGAGCACCCCAGCCUGUCGAAGAGCGAGAAGAAGAAACUAUGCGGGCUGAUGGACUGCAAGCAGCUGUCGCACGAUGCGUGCAUGCACGCCGUGCAGAACGAGCGUCUCCCCUUGCGUGUGGUCGUGCAGGUUCUCUUCUUCGAGCAGGUCCGGGCGUCUGUCGCCUCUGCGAGGAGUGACCCUUCUUCAGCUGAGCUUCCAUCUGCCGUUCGCUCGCUUCUUCCCAGAGAGAACGGUAACUCUGUUGGCAGCUCCAGGUCAGCUGCCACGACGACAACGGAGGAGGACGGAUGUGGGGUCCCGACGUCGAGUGACGUCAACUCGUUGAGGUCAACAAGGCUCGCCAACAACAGCGGCGGAAGCGAGAGGAGCAGUGGCAGCAGCGACAUCAACAGGAGCGCCGCGGGGAGGGGGGCAAGGGGGAUUCUGAUGCCGAAGAAGAUGCUGAGCAAGCUCUGGUCUGGGAAAACGAACGCCGGUGAGAACAGCAGCUCAGACACGUCGCAGAGCCCUGGGUCCGUCAACAACCCGGAGGAGGUGAAGUCCACGCAGUCAAGGAUCACAAGGCGCUCGGUAUCCUAGUCGCGGAGGGGUAACCGCGGUCACAGCCUAGUUUUGUUCUUGCUCUUGAUUUUUGCCUUCACUGGAGAGUAGUGGCAAUCUAAAAAAUGUGGAGUUACUGGAGUAGGUUUGGUCAUUGAUGAUGUUUUCAGCCAUGUUCCAUGGGAACUUUUUACAUACAAAGAAAGUAUAGGUUGUUAUAAUUGAUGUAUUUUUGCUGGCAAAAUCAUAGUGUUUUAGUUUGCUUUUUACGGCCACCGGCCAAGCCCGGCACGAUUAAUUUCAAGGGCUGAAGACAGAGUGAAGUAAA
This is a messenger RNA of Zea mays, 3477 nucleotides long. Its product is annotated as BTB/POZ domain-containing protein NPY2. The record is from RefSeq and is a predicted model, not a curated record. Gene Ontology annotation, molecular function: protein binding. Bases 1281 to 3188 code for a protein of 635 amino acids. Lineage: Eukaryota; Viridiplantae; Streptophyta; Magnoliopsida; Poales; Poaceae. The transcript has 5 exons.